CGGGCCGGUGGGCAAAUUUCCGUACAUUAGAGCUGAGCACGGGAUUCAUCGGGUUGCAUCGGGGUUUGAUAGUCACCCGUACAGGAAGUGAGUGCCCGCAGUGGAGCGAGAUCCGAUACGAGAUUCGAUCACCCGGAAAGGCCGCUUAUUCGGCCGCACGGUAGCACGCCUCAGCUUAGGCACUGUUGCAUCGUUCAGCAAAUUAAUGUGCCGGAGUUGCAUCGUUCACCAAGCAUUUUGCAUUGUGCCGUUGGGGAGGUAAGCAUAAAGCCACCAGGAAACAACAAAACACCUCACUGGAGAGGCGGAAACUAUGGCCACGCGAAUAUUCAACAUCGUCGUCGUCGGGGAUGGUGCCGUGGGCAAGACCUGCCUGCUGCACGCCUACACGGACAAGUCGUUCAAAAACUUCUACGAACCCACGAUAUAUGAUAAGGAAUCAAUUGAAAUGAUACUCGACGGGCAGAAAUACACCAUCCAGCUGCAUGAUACGGCUGGCCAGGAAGAGUACGACAAAAUCAGACAACAGUUUUACAAGCGGGCCGAUUGUUUCCUCCUGUGCUACAGCAUCGACAAUUCGGUUUCGUUCGAAAACGCGGCAACGAAAUGGAUUCCCGAAAUCAAAACCAACCCACCCAUACCUAUCGUGCUCGUCGGCACCAAACUGGACAAGCGGAAGGGCAAAAACGACGAGGUCACUACGAAUGAGGGUGAGAAGCUGAGGCGAACGAUUAACGCAAACUCGUUCGUGGAGUGCUCCGCGAAGGCAAACAUCAACGUUGAGCUCGCCAUCGAGGAAGGCGUGCGGGCCUGUCUGAUGGGUGUACCGAUACCGGAACCAGAGGAUAACUGUGCCUGUUGCGGUUGCGUUACCUCGUAACCGGCGGAAUAUGGGGAAAUUGUCCUCUCGUCGCUUCUCUCACGUUAGGGUUAAUGAACGCUUGACCACCACAUCCACCGACGACAACGACGACGACGACGACGACGAUGGCGGAGAUGGAAAACUCGACACGAGACGCUUUGUUUUAGUUUGGAGGAAGUUUAAUUGAAUUUAUUUCCUAAACUAGCGAAGAGUCUGAAGUAUGUACACACCGCUGCUGCUUAUGAUUUCAGUACGUUUACAUAGUUGCCCUGCCGCAAUCUCCUUCGAACAAAUGAGCACACGGUCACGAGAUGACAUUUUGGCGCCGCCGUCGUUAGCUCCCGCAAUUAACAGUAUUCCAGGAUCAAACUCAAACACCAACAACUUCUUAACGCUAGCGGAGAAACGCAAGCGAAGCCCCCGAAGGGAGAAGAACACUUCACUCCCCGUGAAAAACUAUAACUAGGACACACCAACGCAAAAAAUAAAAAGAAUUUCUCGCCGUAAAUGUUUGCCACAGCAACCAAGUACGUAAAAAAAGAAACUGUCAGAAACGUCCAAUAGAUAAAUCGGAAGGAAUAGGCUUACAUAUUAGAGGAGAAAAAUAGAAAACCGUUUGUGGUAAUUAGGUAAGUUUGUCAAUUCGUUUUCGUCGAAUUACAUUUCCGAAAGAAAUCCAAUGGUUUAAACACGCACUCAAGAAAAAAAAAGAAAACUUAAAUUAAUCCAUGCUACAUUGAGCUGAUAGUAACGAAAUGCCUAACGGAAAUU
Molecule: messenger RNA, 1633 nt
Organism: Anopheles nili
Lineage: Eukaryota; Metazoa; Arthropoda; Insecta; Diptera; Culicidae
Product: ras-like GTP-binding protein RhoL
Exons: 4
Coding region: 314-880 (188 amino acids)
Biological process (GO): small GTPase-mediated signal transduction
Molecular function (GO): GTPase activity; GTP binding
Source: RefSeq, a predicted model, not a curated record